GAAACAAUGGCGGUUCGGCAACGGACGGUGUGGCGCGUGCGGUGAUCCCUACAACUUGGAGGUGAAACCUAACGAAUAUCCGGGCACUUACUCGAGACAGAAGCCGGCGAGGACUCUCCUCCAGGGGGGCUUCAUGAACAUCACGAUCUACACGAAACCCAACAUGCUGGGCCACUUCGAGUUUAGACUGUGCCCCGAACAGGAUUCGCCCAAACUGACCGAUCUCCAGUCGUGUUUCGACAGAUACCCGUUGACGAUUCUAGAGACGAACUACAGUCAGUACUUCCCCGGGAGUAAAGGCGGAUUCUACGACAUGCACGUGGUGUUACCGAAACUCGUGUCGUGUGACCGGUGCGUUAUUCAGUGGAAAUACAUCACAGGUUACCGUCUGGGCUGGAAUCCCAACUCCUGCGGUCGAUGUCUUGGCUGCGGAGCGCAAGAAACGUACAUCAACUGUGCCGACGUCAGUAUCGUCAACAGCAUCGCAGCGCUGAGCCACGACCACAAUGACGAUAACGACUUCCAGCAUCACCACAACGUCAUAACGACAACUCCAAGGAACAACAAAGACGUCUUAAUAUUACCGAAAACUCCGUAUAUAGGCAUGUUCCACACGCAUCCCGCCAGUACCGAAACAACAGCGAUCACGACGUCUACGGCAGUCUCUACCACAUCACCAACUACGACGACGAUGAUGACAACUACAACAGCAACAACUACUACAGCAAAACCAACCACUACAACUACAACAACAGCGAAACCAACUACAACAACAACAAAACUAACUACAACAACAACUAUAAAAACAACAGCAAAACCGAUAACUAAUAAUUAUAAUAAAAUGUCAGCUACGUCAACGACAUUCCCCAGGCGACGGGCAUGUAAGAGUUUUUACCCAAACAUGACGUGCGAUGCUCGUGGUCUUCAGAAGUACGUGCCAGGAAUGAAGCUGUGGUGUUCCUAUCAGUGUUCCACUGGUACCUGCCCAUACCAGUAUUGUGAGUGUUUCUGCGUGUACCCGGACGGGGCGACGGUCUAUCUGCACGAACAGCGAAGGCCGAUAACUCCGAUGGGUAAGUUCGGCCAGGUGUCGGACACGUGUUACGGCCCCGUCGAUGCGUUUAAAGAUAAUCCCGGGAUGCCCGAGUGGUGCCAUUUAAACUGUCCAGGGCUGUCGUGCUUUAACAUCUGUGAACCAGUGGACUGUCAGAAAUAGGCAUC
Messenger RNA from Gigantopelta aegis, 1221 nucleotides. RefSeq names its product integumentary mucin C.1-like. The transcript has 2 exons. The coding region runs from base 134 to 1216 and encodes 360 amino acids. Lineage: Eukaryota; Metazoa; Mollusca; Gastropoda; Neomphalida; Peltospiridae. The record is from RefSeq and is a predicted model, not a curated record.